GUAGCUACAGUCUGAGGCGAUGGCGAUUCUGGAGGCCUCGCUCUGGGGCCGAUCCGGGGCUGCGGUGCCCCCGCGAUAGACCGAACCUGAGUGGCCGGCUCUGGGGCCCCGAGGUGAAGAGCGUGAGGGACUGAACGGGGACUUUAGAAGGGAACGUCGGAACCCUGGUGGUCCCUGUAGGACCGAAUCUCCCUGAAGCUGGGUUCCAAUGGGCUUUGCCUGGGCUGCCCCCCAAAGCAGGGAUGGAGGGUUCUAAGGCGUCCAGCAGCACCAUGCAGGUGAGCUUCGUGUGCCAGCGCUGCAGCCAGCCCCUCAAACUGGACACGAGCUUCAAGAUCCUGGACCGGGUCACCAUUCAGGAGCUCACAGCUCCGUUACUUGCCACAGCCCAAGUCAAGCCAGGAGAGACCCAGGAGGAAGAGGCGAACUCAGGAGAGGAACCCUUUAUUGAAACCCGUCAGGAUGGUGUCUCUCGCAGAUUCAUCCCCCCAGCCAGGAUGAUGUCCACAGAAAGUGCUAACAGCUUCACUCUGAUCGGGGAGGCUUCUGAUGGUGGCACCAUGGAGAACCUCAGCCGAAGACUGAAGGUCACUGGGGACCUUUUUGACAUCAUGUCAGGCCAGACAGAUGUGGACCACCCGCUGUGUGAGGAGUGCACAGACACUCUGUUAGACCAGCUGGACACUCAGCUCAAUGUCACCGAAAAUGAGUGUCAGAACUACAAGCGCUGUCUGGAGAUCUUGGAGCAAAUGAAUGAGGAUGACAGUGAACAGCAGCUCCAGAAGGAGCUAAGGGAGCUGGCCUUGGAGGAAGAACGGCUGAUCCAGGAGCUGGAAGAUGUGGAAAAGAACCGCAAAAUUGUGGCAGAGAAUCUGGAGAAGGUCCAGGCUGAGGCCGAGAGACUGGAUCAGGAGGAAGCUCAGUAUCAGAAAGAAUACAGUGAAUUUAAGCGACAGCAGCUGGAGCUGGACGAUGAGCUGAAAAGUGUAGAAAACCAGAUGCGGUACGCGCAGCUGCAGCUGGACAAGCUGAAGAAGACCAACGUCUUCAACGCGACCUUCCACAUCUGGCACAGUGGACAAUUUGGCACAAUCAAUAACUUCCGACUGGGUCGCCUGCCCAGUGUUCCUGUGGAAUGGAACGAGAUUAAUGCUGCUUGGGGCCAGACAGUGUUGCUGCUUCAUGCCCUGGCCAAUAAGAUGGGUCUGAAAUUUCAGAGGUAUCGGCUGGUCCCCUAUGGAAAUCACUCGUACCUGGAGUCUCUGACAGACAAAUCUAAGGAGCUUCCAUUGUACUGUUCUGGGGGGCUGCGGUUUUUCUGGGACAACAAGUUUGACCACGCAAUGGUGGCUUUCCUGGACUGUGUGCAGCAGUUUAAAGAAGAGGUUGAAAAGGGCGAGACACGUUUUUGUCUUCCUUACAGGAUGGACGUGGAGAAAGGCAAGAUUGAAGACACAGGAGGCAGCGGCGGCUCCUAUUCCAUCAAAACCCAGUUCAAUUCUGAGGAACAGUGGACAAAGGCUCUCAAGUUCAUGCUGACCAACCUCAAGUGGGGCCUUGCGUGGGUGUCCUCACAGUUUUAUAACAAAUGACUUUCCUGAAGGGAUGUUUGUUUGCCUUAAAGGCUUCACAUUUUGUUGUGUUUGCAGAAAGUUUAAAUUUGGGUAAUAUUAAACAGCAUAUGUUUACAAUACCAAAAAAAGACAAAAUCCACAAAAGCCACUUUAUUUUAAAGUAUCAUAUGACAGCGUCUCCACAGCUGCCACAUGCCAUGGACAGUCACCAACCCGGGUCACAGUUUUGACUCUUACCCCAUGCCUGCCGUCCUCCCUCCUCUGAAAACAACUAAUUUAACUUUGCUUUUUUUUUUUUUUUAUUGAGUUAAAUUGAAGUUGAUAUGUUCUCACUGGAUUUUAGCUCUCGACUUCCUGCACUUCAAAUAUGAAAUAGAAACUUUUGUCGCUACCGAGACGAGAUGUUUGGGACACACAGUUGUGAGAAAAUGACAUCUAAGCUUUGUCUGGUCACCAUGUGAUGUGCUCAGAAACUUGAAAUCAAACACUUCUCACUGAAUGUCUGCUCUGUGUUAGAGAUAAUGAGGUGGUGUUUGAUACUGUUUGAGACAUUAUUGAGAGAUUUAUUUGUAAUAAAAGAUUUGCUACAGUCUGA
Ochotona curzoniae (black-lipped pika) is the source of this 2169-nucleotide messenger RNA. RefSeq names its product beclin-1. Gene Ontology annotation, cellular component: phosphatidylinositol 3-kinase complex, class III, type II; phosphatidylinositol 3-kinase complex, class III, type I; phagophore assembly site. The transcript is spliced from 12 exons. NCBI's taxonomy places the organism in Eukaryota, Metazoa, Chordata, Mammalia, Lagomorpha, Ochotonidae. Gene Ontology annotation, biological process: late endosome to vacuole transport; autophagy; cellular response to nitrogen starvation. The record is from RefSeq and is a predicted model, not a curated record. The coding region runs from base 243 to 1592 and encodes 449 amino acids.